GCUCAGCACCACCAUGAGGUGGUGAGAGUCAAUGGAACAAGAUGAAGGCAUGAAAUGCGAUAUCCCUCAUUGUUAGCAAUAUCCACGUGUCAGUAUAAUAGGGAGCUCUCUGGAAAGGAUAUCACUGAAUUGCAGUGUGUUCUGUAACAGGAGUCACCGCGGCAAGUCCAUGAAAUGUCUUCCCUCCUAGAUCCUCCACCAUCAGCUGUGAGUGAUAGUAUUGAGUUACUUAGAAAACUUCGAAAACAAAAUUGAAACAACUUUGUUUUACGGGGUGAGGAGCAUCCCUGAUAUUCCUGUUUCUGCCGCCAUUUCUUGUCUCAGAAUCUGUCCACCAUGUCAUCGCUCCUGGAUAUGUCCGAGUUCGGGGAGGCCGCAGACUAUUUGCGGAAAAGUGAUGGCGAACUCAUGAAGCUGCAGACGAUCCCGUUUGAUGGUAAGAAGAAAGCAUGGAUCCCAGAUGAAAAGGAAGCCUACAUCGAAGUUGAAAUAAAGGAUUCCACUGGUGGCAAAGUCACAGUGGAAACAAAAGAUAAAAGGUCUUUAGUCGUGAAGGAAGAUGACAUUCAGCAGAUGAACCCUCCAAAAUUUGACAUGAUUGAAGACAUGGCCAUGCUGACCCACCUCAAUGAGGCCUCGGUCCUCUCAAAUCUGAGACGUCGCUAUGCCAACUGGAUGAUCUACACCUACUCCGGGCUCUUCUGUGUAACUGUGAAUCCAUACAAAUGGCUUCCUGUCUACACAGCCACCGUUGUGGCCGCUUACAAAGGCAAAAGGCGUUCAGAAGCUCCGCCGCAUAUUUACUCCAUCGCCGAUAACGCCUACAACGACAUGGUUCGAAAUCGCGAGAACCAAUCCAUGCUGAUCACCGGAGAAUCCGGUGCAGGCAAAACUGUUAACACGAAACGUGUAAUUCAGUACUUUGCUAUUGUGGCUGCCCUCGGGGAAGGGAUCGGGAAGAAGAGCCAAGCUCCUGCCACCAAAACUGGGGGCACUCUUGAAGACCAAAUCAUUGAAGCUAAUCCAGCAAUGGAAUCAUUUGGCAAUGCCAAGACCCUAAGAAACGACAAUUCUUCCCGCUUUGGAAAAUUUAUCCGAAUCCAUUUUGGACCAACCGGAAAGCUUGCUUCUGCUGCCAUCGAUAUCUAUCUCCUGGAAAAAUCGAGAGUGAUUUUCCAGCAGCCCGGAGAGAGAAGCUACCAUGUUUAUUAUCAGAUUCUGUCUGGGAAGAAACCAGAACUUCAAGACAUGCUACUACUCUCCACCAACCCCUACGAUUACCACUUUUGCUCACAAGGUGUAACAACAGUGGACAACCUGGAUGAUGGAGAAGAACUUAUGGCCACUGAUCACGCCAUGGAUAUUUUAGGCUUCAGUCAGGAGGAGAAGACCGGCACCUAUAAAUUAGUGGGCGCUGUCAUGCAUUUCGGGAACAUGAAGUUCAAGCAGAAGCAGAGGGAGGAGCAAGCAGAGGCCGACGGCACUGAAAGUGCCGACAAGGCCGCCUACCUUAUGGGAAUCAGUUCAGCUGAUCUUAUUAAAGGUUUGCUCCACCCCAGAGUAAAAGUCGGCAACGAAUAUGUGACCAAAGGUCAGAACGUGGAACAAGUGGUGUUCGCAGUUGGCGCUUUAGCAAAAGCCACUUAUGAUCGGAUGUUCAAAUGGCUUGUUAGUCGAAUUAACAGGACACUGGACACCAAGCUAGCCAGGCAGUUCUUUAUAGGAGUGCUGGACAUCGCUGGCUUUGAAAUAUUUGAGUAUAACAGCUUCGAGCAGCUCUGCAUCAACUUCACCAAUGAGAAACUGCAACAGUUUUUCAACCACCACAUGUUCGUCCUGGAGCAGGAAGAGUACAAGAAGGAAGGGAUUGAGUGGGUCUUCAUUGAUUUUGGACUUGACUUACAGGCCUGCAUAGACCUUAUAGAAAAGCCCCUUGGCAUCCUUUCCAUCCUGGAAGAAGAAUGCAUGUUUCCCAAAGCAUCCGACAUUUCCUUCAAAGCAAAGCUUUACGACAACCAUUUGGGGAAAUCUCCCAACUUUCAGAAGCCUAAAGUAGAUAAGAAGCGCAGAUAUGAACCUCACUUUGAACUCGUUCAUUAUGCUGGAGUGGUGCCCUACAAUAUCAUGGGAUGGUUGGACAAAAACAAGGAUCCUCUGAAUGAAACUGUAGUCGGAGUGUUCCAGAAGUCCUCCAAUAAACUGCUGGCCAGUGUGUACGAGAAAUACAUCAGCUCCGAUGCAGAUGACCGUCCCAAGACCGGAGUGAAAGAAAAACGCAAAAAAGCCGCUUCAUUCCAGACGGUUUCCCAACUUCACAAGGAAAACCUGAAUAAGCUGAUGACUAAUCUCCGAUCGACACAGCCUCACUUUGUUAGAUGUAUCAUCCCCAAUGAGUCUAAAACCCCAGGUACCAUGGAUCCAUUUAUGGUUCUUCAUCAACUGAGAUGCAAUGGUGUCCUGGAAGGUAUUAGAAUCUGUCGUAAAGGAUACCCAAACAGGCUUCUAUAUGCUGAAUUUAAGCAGAGGUAUCGGAUCCUCAACCCCAAUUCGAUCCCAGAUGACAAAUUUGUUGACAGCAGAAAAGCCACUGAAAAACUACUGGGCUCCCUGGACAUUGAUCAUACACAGUACAAGUUCGGGCACACUAAGGUCUUCUUCAAGGCUGGGUUGCUCGGGCAACUAGAAGAGAUGCGAGAUGAACGUUUGGCCAAGAUUAUUACCAUGCUGCAGGCUAGAAGCCGCGGGAGACUCAUGAGGAUUGAGUACCAUAAGAUCAUUGCAAGAAGGGAUGCAUUGCUGGUCAUCCAGUGGAACAUAAGAGCCUUCAACGCGGUCAAGAACUGGUCAUGGAUGAAGCUCUUCUUUAAGAUCAAACCUCUGCUAAAAUCCGCUCAAACAGAGAAAGAGAUGGCCAACAUGAAGGAAGAAUUCAUAAAGUUGAAGGAAGCUUUGGAAAAAUCUGAAGCCAAGAGGAAAGAGUUAGAAGAGAGUCAGGUCACCCUGGUCCAAGAGAAGAAUGACCUGGGCCUGCAGCUCCAAGCAGAACAAGACAAUCUUGCAGAUGCAGAGGAGCGCUGCGACCAACUAAUCAAAACCAAGAUCCAGUUAGAAGCGAAAGUCAAAGAGUUUGUGGAGAGACUGGAGGACGAGGAGGAGAUGAAUUCUGAUCUGACCUCCAAGAAGAGGAAACUUGAAGACGAGUGCGCCGAACUGAAAAAGGACAUCGACGACCUGGAAAUAACACUGGCCAAAGUAGAGAAGGAGAAACAUGCAACGGAAAACAAGGUGAAAAACCUUGUGGAGGAGAUGGCAGCUUUGGAUGAAAUUAUUGCCAGGCUAACCAAAGAGAAGAAGGCGCUGCAGGAAGCUCACCAGCAAGCUCUGGAUGACCUGCAGGGAGAAGAAGACAAAGUCAACACACUCACCAAGGCCAAAGCCAAGCUAGAGCAACAAGUGGAUGACCUGGAAGGGUCUUUGGAACAAGAGAAAAAGCUGCGAAUGGACCUAGAACGUGCGAAGCGGAAGCUGGAGGGGGAUCUGAAACUUACCCAGGAGUCUGUCAUGGAUCUGGAGAAUGACAAACAGCAGCUGGAGGAGAAACUGAAAAAGAAAGAUUUUGAGAUAAGUCAGCUGAACUCAAGGAUUGAAGAUGAGCAAAUGAUGUCCAUUCAGUUACAAAAGAAGAUUAAAGAGCUUCAGGCACGUAUCGAAGAACUUGAAGAAGAGUUGGAAUCAGAAAAGGCUACCCGAGCGAAGGUGGAGAAACAGCGCUCUGAGGUCGCCAAAGAGCUAGAGGAAUUAAGUGAGCGCUUGGAAGAAGCUGGUGGGGCCACUUCUGUUCAGAUUGAGAUGAACAAGAAGCGGGAAGCAGAAUUUUUGAAGAUACGUCGGGAUCUGGAAGAAGCCACACUCCACCAUGAAGCCACCGCUGCUGGUCUGCGGAAGAAGCAUGCAGACACUGUGGCCGAACUCGGGGAGCAGAUCGACAGCCUACAGAGGGUUAAACAGAAACUGGAGAAGGAGAAAAGUGAGAUGAAGAUGGAGCUGGAUGACUUGUCUUCUAACAUAGAAAUACUCUUGAAAAACAAGGGCAAUGCAGAGAAGUUGUGCCGGACGUUUGAGGACCAACUAAGUGAAGCAAAAUCCAAGGGAGAUGAACUACAGCGACAACUAGCCGAUAUGUCCUUACACAGAGCAAGGCUACAAACGGAGAACGGAGAAUUCUCCCGUCUUCUGGAAGAAAAGGAGUCUCUAAUCAACCAGCUAAGCAGAGGCAAGGCUUCCUUCACUCAGUCCAUUGAAGAGCUGAAAAGGCAACUGGAAGAGGAGACAAAGUCCAAAAACGCAUUAGCCCACGCGCUGCAAGCAUCCCGCCACGACUGUGAUCUUAUGCGAGAACAAUACGAGGAGGAGCAGGAGGCCAAAGCAGAGCUGCAAAGGUCUCUAUCAAAGGCAAACGCAGAGGUAGCUCAGUGGAGGAACAAGUACGAAACCGAUGCCAUCCAGAGGACAGAAGAGCUGGAAGAUGCCAAGAAGAAGCUAGCGGCACGUCUUCAGGAUGCCGAGGAAGCGAUUGAAGCUGCGAACGCUAAGUGUUCUUCCCUGGAGAAGACCAAGCACCGUCUCCAGACUGAGAUCGAAGACUUGGUCAUAGACUUGGAGCGGGCCAACUCUGCCGCCGCUGCAUUGGAUAAGAAGCAGAGGAACUUUGACAGGAUCCUGACCGAAUGGAAGCAGAAAUACGAGGAGACCCAAGCUGAGCUGGAGGCCUCGCAAAAGGAGUCGCGCAGCCUGAGCACUGAGCUCUUCAAGCUGAAGAACGCAUACGAGGAGUCUCUAGACAAUUUAGAGACCAUGAAACGGGAGAACAAAAACCUGCAAGAGGAGAUUGCGGAUCUCACCGAUCAAAUCAGCUCCAGCAGCAAAACCAUUCAUGAGCUAGAAAAGGUGAAGAAGACCUUGGAAAGUGAGAAGAGCGACAUUCAAGCGGCCCUGGAAGAGGCGGAGGGAGCUUUGGAACAUGAAGAAAGUAAGACUUUGCGCAUUCAGCUAGAGUUGUCUCAGAUUAAAGCUGACGUGGACAGGAAACUGGCAGAAAAAGACGAAGAGAUCGAAAAUCUCAGACGCAAUCACCAGCGGGCUAUGGAAUCCAUGCAGGCAAGUCUGGAUGCUGAGGCGAAGGCCAGGAACGAGGCCAUUCGGCUGAAAAAGAAAAUGGAAGGGGAUCUGAAUGAAAUGGAAAUCCAACUCAAUCACGCCAAUCGCCAGGCUGCGGAGUCCCAGAAAAUGGUGCGACACUUACAGUCUCAAAUUAAGGAUCUGCAGAUUGAGCUGGAUGACACCCUCCGACACAAUGAUGACUUAAAAGAACAAGCUGCGGCACUCGAGAGACGCAAUAAUCUGCUACUGGCUGAGGUGGAGGAAUUGCGGGCAGCACUGGAGCAGGCCGAGAGGGGAAGGAAACUGGCAGAGCAAGAACUACUGGAGGCAACUGAGAGGGUUAACCUUCUGCACUCCCAGAACACCGGCCUUAUUAACCAGAAGAAGAAGAUGGAUGCCGACAUCUCGCAAUUGACCACGGAGGUGGAAGAAGCUGUCCAGGAAUGUCGCAAUGCUGAAGAGAAAGCAAAAAAAGCAAUCACUGAUGCCGCAAUGAUGGCCGAGGAGCUGAAGAAAGAGCAAGACACCAGCGCUCACCUUGAGAGGAUGAAGAAGAAUAUGGAGCAAACGAUCAAAGAUCUUCAGAUGCGUCUAGACGAAGCUGAACAAAUAGCUUUGAAAGGAGGAAAGAAACAGAUCCAAAAACUUGAAGCAAAGGUGAGAGAACUGGAAGGAGAACUCGAAAUCGAGCAGAAGAAGAACGCCGAAACCCAGAAAGGAAUAAGGAAAUACGAGAGGAGGAUUAAGGAACUCACCUACCAGACCGAAGAGGAUCGGAAAAACCUGGCCCGAAUGCAGGACCUGAUCGAUAAACUGCAGAUGAAGGUCAAGAGCUACAAACGCCAAUCUGAGGAGGCGGAGACUCAGGCCAACUCCAACCUACAGAAGUACAGGAAGGUCCAACAUGAACUGGACGAUGCAGAAGAACGUGCGGACGUGGCAGAGGCACAAGCCAACAAGCUGCGGGCCCGGACAAGAGAAGCCGCUUCCUCCAAGCACGAAGAAUGAACGGAUCAGACGCUACAAUGGCUUCCGGGAUGGCUGCAACAGCUGUGCCCGAUCCCCUCAUCCCACCCCCUUGUUAACCAAUAAAAUCUACUGAGGCGCAAAGACCGGUAUCUGUGUUCU
Molecule: messenger RNA, 6288 nt
Organism: Hyla sarda
Lineage: Eukaryota; Metazoa; Chordata; Amphibia; Anura; Hylidae
Gene: MYH7B
Product: myosin heavy chain 7B
Exons: 46
Coding region: 337-6168 (1943 amino acids)
Cellular component (GO): myosin complex
Molecular function (GO): actin filament binding; cytoskeletal motor activity; ATP binding
Source: RefSeq, a predicted model, not a curated record